AUGUCUAUACAUACUCGUUUAUUUGUGGGUAAUAUUCCCUUAGAGAUAAAUGAUGCUGAUGUACAUGAGGCUUUUUCAAGUUAUGGAGAAAUUAUUAAUUUAGAACUUAAAACCAAGCCCGGAGUUGAAAAUGAAUAUGACAGAAAACGUUUUGCGUUUAUAACUUUAAGUGCUUCAAACUACGAUGUCGAAUCAUGUAUAAAGUAUUUUACAAAUGCUGACUUUAAAGGAAAUAGGCUCUAUGUAACAAGAGCCAGGGAAAGUUUUUUAGAAAGACUUCAAAGGGAGCGUAACCAAUCAAUAAAAAGGGAUGAAGAAAAGAAAAAAGAAGAUGAAUUAACAGCAAUGUUUCCACAAGCUAAUCCCAAUAUCAACUUAAAUGUGAAACCUUUUCCACAAAAAAGGAAGUUUAAUUCCUUAAAUCUAUCAUGUGAAGGUAUUGUUAUUGAUAAACUAAAAAUACCCAAUCAGAAUAAAACUUUUGAGGCUGAUAUCCAGCAUUCUAACUGUACUUCAAACAACACAACUUUUGAUAAUAAUGAUAGAAAAAAAAAAUCUGACACAAAGAGAUUAGAGUCAAUGAAAAGGAAGAGGCGAGAGUUUGCAGAGAAAAAAAAGAUAAUAAAAACCGGAUUAAUAGGCAUUGAUAAUGUAUCUAAUAAAAAAGUUAUUUUUUCUGACAAUGAAGAUGAAAACUUACAUAGCAUAGUGACUUCUAACAGUAAUGGAGAUAUUAUUGAAAGUCAUGUGAACACCAAAAACAAAACUCUUUUUGAUGAUGAAGAAAGUGAAUCUGAAGUAAAUUUUGAAAUAAAAACUCAAUUUGAAGGAAAAAAGGGUCAGAAGGUUUUAGAUUUACAAUCAAGAUACAAAUCUGAUAAGCGUUUCACAUUAGAUGAAAGGUUUAUUGAUGAAGACCAAUCAGGUGAUGAAAACGAACUUAGAAAGAAUGAUGAAAAAGUUGAUAUAGGACAAAGCAAUGAAACAUUAAAACAAUUGAACAUUUUGCAAGAUGUUUUAGGAGUUUCUUUAAAAAUGAAUAACUCAGAUUCUGUUCAAAAAGCAAGACCUAAACUAGGCAUGCUAAGGUAUGACCCAAUGCAUCCAGACCAUGCAAAAUUUUUAGCUCCUUCAACUACUCACCAUGACAUUCCCAAAAAAGAAAAAAAAAAGAAAACUAAUAUUCAGGAAGGACCUGUUGGAGUAGAACCAGUUGUUGAAAAAGUUGAAGUGUCCAAGGAACAAUUUUAUAAAGUCAGUGAAACUUUAAAAGAGGCCAUGAUUCAACCUACUUCCUUCAGUUUAAGGAAUUUAUUUUCAAAAGAAGAAAAUAAUGACAAAGGAAUUGAUCAACAAAACACCGAUUAUGUGUCUUUACCUAAGGGCAAUGUGAAAAAAUCAAACAAUCCCCUGGACAAUGCUGGAAAAAAUCCAUUUGUGUAUGAUUCUUCUGAUUCUGAAUAUGAGGAUAGUAAAAAAGAAAUAAACAAAAUAGAACCACAAGAAAGCCAAGAGAUAAAAGCUGUUUGGAGAGAAAAUUUAUUUUUUACAAAAAAUGAUAACAGGCUUAAAGAGGGAUUACUAUUCUUUACCAAAUGUGACAAUGAAACUGAAAGACAAAAAGAAAGAAGAGGUUUGAAAUCAGUUAUGAAGAAAAGAAUAUACAAUAAAGAUAGAAAAACUCAAAUGUUUCAUAAGAAAAUUGGCGGUAGGAAGAAGUCUAUGAAACGAAAAAUAAAGGGAAGAAGA
Iphiclides podalirius (scarce swallowtail) is the source of this 1749-nucleotide messenger RNA. The record is from the annotation of a GenBank genome assembly. NCBI's taxonomy places the organism in Eukaryota, Metazoa, Arthropoda, Insecta, Lepidoptera, Papilionidae.